AUGCAUAGAGGAAACAUGAGUCCAGAACCAUCAGCACGUUCUGUUCGUUUGGUAGAUGCCCCCAGACUUGUACUGGGUGGAUUAGCCGACUUCAUGUCCAGAAGACGAUCACCCUCUUUCUCACGUAAACGGGAAAAAGAAAAAGAAAUUAAUAAUUUUGAUCGUCGUAAAACGAGUGCACCUGCUGGUUUGCAUUUGGCUGUCAUGCCAGCUCUUGAUGCCAUAAUGGUUCCUUCAUCAUCAAGUUCAUCAUCAGCAUCAAUUGCUGGACAUCGUGAUACAUCAGAUUUGAAUAAAAAUGAAACGGAUGGUAACAUGAAUGCAUCAACAACCCGAACAGCAAUAGAUGUAAUGCAAAGACCACGAAAUGCAGUAUCUCCAAUAGUUCGUAUACAAUACUCAAACGAAGGUAAGAAUAUAAAAUGA
Molecule: messenger RNA, 426 nt
Organism: Auanema sp. JU1783
Lineage: Eukaryota; Metazoa; Nematoda; Chromadorea; Rhabditida; Rhabditidae
Source: the annotation of a GenBank genome assembly